Messenger RNA from Effrenium voratum, 1365 nucleotides. The record is from the annotation of a GenBank genome assembly. NCBI's taxonomy places the organism in Eukaryota, Dinophyceae, Suessiales, Symbiodiniaceae.
AUGUCCGAACCCCGGAUUUGGGGGAGGCGCCGCUGGCUUUGGGCGCUGCCCGUCUUCUUGACCAGCGUGGAGGCGGCGGCGGAGCAGAAGCGCUCCGUGAGCGGCGUCUCGGGCCAGCGCUUCAGCGGGGAGGUGCUGCGGGAGGUGCCGAAGGAGGAGCUGCGCUUCGCUGGGAUCAGGCGCAGCGAUUUGAAAGCCCUCAAGCAGGAGCGGCGCUGCGAGCGAUGGAUCGUGGUGACCUCCAUCUUUCAGCCCUCGCCGGCCACGAGGAAGCUGGGGGAGAUGACGCGUCAGGGCUGGUGCUACGUGGUGGUUGCAGAUAAGAACGGCCCCAAGGAUUAUGACGAUGUCGAAGGCGUGGUUUACCUCACGGUGGAGCGCCAACGCGCCCUGCAUUUCCACAUUAUGGACCACUUGCCCUGGAGACACUUCGGGCGAAAGAACGUGGGCUUUCUGUACGCUAUCGCGCACGGCGCCAGAAUCAUCUAUGACACCGACGACGACAACCGGCUGAAGGAGGCGAGGAUACCCAUCUUGGGCUUCGGCGACGGCGCGUCCAGUCCGGACGGUCUCUCCAUCAACGUCUCACGGCCGCUCUUUGAGGAGCCGGGGACUUUGCAAAAGACGAAGCCGGGGCUCCUGAAUCCCUAUCCCAGCUUCAGGCCCAGCUGCGGGCACAUCUGGCCCCGGGGCUUCCCGCUGGACUUUGUGCAGGCGGCGGCCACCUUCGACCGCAGCCUGGCGCCGGCGCAGUUGAGCCGUCCGCCGGCGGUGCAGCAGUUCCUGGCGGACGAGGAUCCCGACGUGGACGCCAUCUUCCGGCUCACCCGGCCUCUGCCUUGCACCUUCCAGGGCCAGGCGCCUGAGCUCCCAGCCGCCAUGGCCAUUCCACCUCAGUACUUCACGCCCUACAACGCGCAGGCGACGGUGCACCUCUACGAGUCGUUUUGGGGCCUGCUGCUUCCAGUGACGGUCCACGGCCGCGUCUCCGACAUUUGGCGGGCGUACCUCACGCAGAAGCUGCUUUGGGACGUCGGCCAGGUGGUGUCCUUCGUGCCGCCGCACGUGGUUCACGAUCGGGUGGCGCAUGACUACCUCAAGGACUUUCAGAGCGAGGGGGAUCUCCAGUUGAAGUCCACUGCCUUGGUCACCUUCCUGGCGCACUGGUCCAGCGACGCCCCCACGCUGGUGGAGCGCAUCGAGCAGCUCUGGGGGGCGCUGUAUGCCCGCGGCUUUGUGGAGCUGGAGGAUUUGAGGCUGGCUCAGGCCUGGAUCCGGGACCUCAUCUCCGUGGGCUACGACUUCCCGGAGUUGGAGCUGGGGAAGAUCAUGUGGGUGGAGGCUGACAGCCGGAGUGAGCUCUGA